UCCGCCAGCAAUAGAUUCUGGCACUAAUGGUACUACAGUUCAGAUGCUAGCAAGCGCUCUAAAGAACAUGGCCGCCGCCUCUGCGAAUAGCAACUCGAAUGCUAAACUAUUGUCUCGAUUGAGCACGCCGAAGGAUUUGCCAUACUACUCAGGGGACCCCAUGGAAUGGCUGCAAUUUAAACAGGCCUAUGAAGAAUCGACUGAAGUCUGCAACUUCAAUCCGAAGGAAAAUUUAUGGCGUUUACGGAAAUGUCUACGUGGAGCCGCAAAGGAAGCGGUAUCAGCUUUACUCAUCAGCGCCGUAACUCCUGAUAAAUUAAUGGCGACACUGGAACUAAGGUUCGGUAAUCCAGAUAUAAUUAUAUCACGCUUGAUACAAGAAUUAAAAAAGUUACAUCCAGUGUCACAAGAAUAUCAAAAGGACAUAGUGUACUUUGCUGUGAAAGUGCAGAAUUUCGUGGAAGCAACACGAGCCGUCGGCCGCCAGGAAUAUUUACAAGGUAUAGAUGCAUUUACAUUAUUAUUAUCUAAGAUGCCAACUGUUCUUGUAUCUAAGUGGUCAGAUUAUAGUUACACACUGUUACUAGAAAGAAAGAAAUCUAGAUUAGAAUUAUUAUCCGAAUUUCUAACUCAAGAAGCAGUAAAGAUUUCCACAACAUCUAACUUAUGCUUAAUAAAUGCACGCAGCGAUAAAUAUAAAAAUUAUGAUAAUAAUAUAAGUAGCAGAUCACAUUCUGUUUUAGUACUGAAUGAUAAGUGUCAAUACUGUCGUGUUUCAAGAAACGAUUUAACAAAAUGUACGCAGUUUAAAAAAGCGCUAAGAAAAGAUAGAUGGCGAUACAUUAAGCGUAACAAUCUUUGUUACAAGUGUUUAUUGUCAAGUCAUCAGCGCGAAACAUGUCCGGCGCCCGCCUGCGAUAAAGAUGGCUGCGGCGGAGCGCACCACCGGCUUCUGCACUACCCCGUACCCACCGGGUGCAGGACUAGCAACGUCACCGCCGAACAAGUGAACGAAUGUCCACCCGUGAGUGAAACUGUGACCCAUAUUAACGUAAAUAAUCAACAAGUGUUAUUAAAAGUAGUGCCGGUAAAAAUUCGUGGACCAUACGGUGUUAUUAAUACCACCGCCUUACUUGAUGACGGUUCAACUGUGUCGCUCAUAACUACCGAUCUCGCUAACCGCGCGGGACUGAGCGGCCCCAGCGACACAUUACGUACGUGUGGUGCAUGGAAUAAUUCUGUAAAUUUAUGUAACACUACUGUUGUAACCUUUGAUAUUUUCUCUGUAAAUUCAUAUGAUAAUAAUGAUGUGUAUACUGUAAAAGCUCGUACCAUAAAUAAUUUAGAUUUGCCUAUACAAGAUUUAUCUACUGUUAAUUACAACUUGUAUAAAAAUUUGCGUAAAAUUAAAAAUGAAUUGUGUGUAAAAAAAUUGAAACCUGAAAUACUGUUAGGGCAGGAUAAUUAUCAUUUGUUAAUUCCUUUGCAAACUAGUUUAGGUAAUAAGAAUGAACCCGUCGCUACACGCACUCCCUUAGGUUGGUGUAUACAUGGUUGUUUAGGUAUACCGGAACAUAAACAAUCGUCCCACUCGACCCUCCUUAUCUCUGAGUUACACAGCUUACCAGUCGACGAGAGCGAGCGCAUGUUACGAGACAUCCAUGACGAGGUGCGACGGUCAUUCACCAUCGAGUCCAUGGGAGUGUCAGGUAAGCCACGGGAGAAUGCUGAUGAUAUCCGUGCCCUGACAGUGAUGGAGCAAACUGCUACACUCAUCAACGGCAGGUGGGAGGUUGGGCUACCAUGGAAAGAUGAAAGCUGCAGGAUGCCAAAUAGCUUCCCUAACGCUGUACGCAGAUUAAAAGGUAUAGAAAAGAAAAUUAUGUUAAAUACGGAAUAUGGUAACAGGUAUGUCGAAUGUGUUAAUCAUUUAUUACAAAAUGAUUAUGCCAGAGAGUUGGAAGACUGCAGUGUCUCGCCACGGACAUGGUACUUACCACAUUUUGGGGUAGACAACCCAAAUAAAAAAAAACUACGUCUGGUCUUCGAUGCCGCAGCUGGCACAAAUGGUUUGUCAUUAAAUGACUAUCUACUGAAGGGGCCGGACCUACUUACAUCUCUGUUCGGCAUUAUGGUAAGAUUUAGGGAGAACAGAGUAGCGGUGACCGGCGAUAUAAAAGAUAUGUUUUUAAGGAUAAAGAACAUGAAAAACCGUACGUGA
Molecule: messenger RNA, 2221 nt
Organism: Achroia grisella
Lineage: Eukaryota; Metazoa; Arthropoda; Insecta; Lepidoptera; Pyralidae
Exons: 2
Coding region: 44-2221 (725 amino acids)
Source: RefSeq, a predicted model, not a curated record